AUGACGCCGACACCGCCAUCUACCACUUCAUCCAGCGCGGGCACCCAUUCGCCUGAAUUCAGGGUCAUUCGCAAACGAAACCGAGUACCUCUCUCAUGUGCACCCUGUCGCCAUCGGAAAUUGAAAUGUAACCGCUCCCAUCCUUGCGAAAACUGCGUCAAACGAGGUGAUGCAGCCUCCUGUAACUACGCUCAGGCCAGCACCCGCAAGAAGAGCUCCCCACAGCAGACGUCCCCGACCUCGCCCGAUGAUAUGCAAAACCGGAUUGACCGCUUGGAGGGGUUGGUCUUGUCAUUGAUGACAAAUGGUAAUCAGUCAGCUGGGCCAGCAGCUGCCUUGGCUGCAAUCUCGGGGGAGAGUAGUGCUGGGUCAACGGGGCUGUCGAACGAGAUCGAUAUUGAUGAUAUUGAAGAUGAUGCCGAGGGCAACCCGGAAGAAAGUGACACGGAACAGGUGACGAAAUCAUUCGGUGUGAUGAAAAUGGACAGCGGCAAGUCCUACUAUAUCAGUGAAGCCCACUGGGCUUCGGUGCUGAACGAUAUCGCCGAAGUGCGGAAUUUCUUCACAACCCAUAAGAAGCAGUUCGAGGAUCAGGCGGAGAAGUUGAAGGCCACACGGCCAGAAACGGACAACCCAGGGGGUUCUGCGCUACUAUUCGGUGCGAUGAAGCCAUUAAGUCGACCCGAGAUUAUGGCUACCUUGCCCUCCAAAUAUACAACCGACCUCCUCGUUGCCCGCUAUUUUAACAGCUACGACCCGGCAACGCAUAUUCUUCACGGCCCGACAUUCCAAGCACAGUAUAACAAACACUGGGAGGAUCCCACGCAAACGGAACUAGUGUGGAUUGCAAUGCUCUUUGCCUUGAUGAGAUUGGCGAUGCUCUCAUACUACCGAGAAGGCGACGAGCCUCCAGAGUUCCGGGGCAAGGCGAUGGACAUGGCAGGAACCUUCAGGAACUCGGUAGCGCAAUGUCUGACCUUGGCAGACUAUACAAAACCACACCGCUUCCUGAUCGAGGCCCUCGUAUUCCAUCUGUAUGGUGACUUCUCGCAGACUCGGGAUGCAGAAAUCUCAGUUUGGGUUCUAUCAGGCGUGAUUGCCCGUCUGGCGAUGCGCAUGGGAUACCAUCGCGACUCGAAAAUGUUCCCCAACAUCACGCCUUUUCAGGGUGAGAUGCGGCGUCGAGUAUGGUCCUUUGUGCGACAAGCAGAUCUCCUGUUCUCGUUCCAGGUCGGCAUGCCGAGUAUGCUCCGCACCACGGACACCGAUACGGAGUUGCCACGGAACUUGUAUGAUGAUGACUUCGAUGAAGACUGCAAAGAACUACCCCCAGCUCGCCAGCUAAGCGAGCCGACGCCAAUCUCUUAUUUGAUCACCAAGUCCCGUCUGUCAUACGCUUUUGGCCGGGUCAACGAGCACUAUUCGGCUGUCUCAUCCUCUUCGUAUGACAAAGUCAUGGAACUUGACGCUGAUCUGCGGCGAGGACGAGACUUGAUUCCUGAUCACUUGCAGAUUCGCCCCAUGGACGAGUGCCAGCUCGACCCCGUCAGUUUGAUCAUGUCGCGCUUCUCUGUAAUGACUGUUUACCACAAAGCACAAUGUGUGCUGCACCGACCUUAUCUCAUUCGCGCCCGAGAAAAUCCCCGCUUCACGUACUCCCGCCGCACCUGCAUCGAUUCGGCCCUCGAGAUUCUCGAGUUCCAGGCGAUCCUGCACGCAGAAACGCGUAAUGGGCGCCUUCGCGGCCACGCUAACCUUGUCACCUCUCUCAGCUCCGCUGAUUAUCUCCUCGCCGCCACGAUCGUCUGCCUGGACCUCUAUCAGAGCUACCAGGUUCAAGCCUCCAACCGACCCUCAGGUGACACCUACACAUGGGGCCGUGAAAGACGCGACGAGAUGGUGGCGGUGGUUCAGCGCUCAAAAGACAUUUGGGAUCAGAUGCGUGACGAGAGCAUGGAGGCGUUCAAGGCGAGCUCCGUGCUCGGAGUUAUGCUAACAAAGCUCCACAGCGCUGUUCCCGGGCUUGAGAAUGCCCCGGGCACUGGCGGUGCGAUCUUCGAGCCGCAGGACGAGAAGCAGAAUGCGGCGAUGACGCUAGGCUUGCUCAGUAGCGGUAUGAGCCCGAUGAACCCGGGCCCGGCUCCUUACACGGAUCCAUUGUUCAAGAUGAGCGACUCGCCAAUGCCAAGUGGCAUGUCGGCGCCUGCUGCUGAGAUGCCGGGGCCAUUAUCGCCAUUCAGUAGCAUGUUCGGGACCAUGCCCGACAUGCAGGUCAAUCUCGACUGGGACGCAUGGGAUACCUACAUUCAAAACCCAACCUUCGAUACCGCAAACCAAUUCUGGCCCAUGAUGGACUCCCAGCGCCAACCGACGCCGCAAUCGAUUGGAAUGACCCAACCUCCAGUAACGAGCCCCUUGGGAACCACCAGAACAUCGUCAAUGUCGAACGGUGCUUCUUCGCAACGUCUUCCCAAUAUCUUUUCACCACCAGGGCCAUCGCCUCAGAGUGGUACAUCCUCGGUACCUGGCUUUACUCCGAUGUCCUCACAGUCAGGCAACAGCGGUCGUAGCCAGGCUCCGAUGUGA
Messenger RNA from Penicillium brasilianum, 2586 nucleotides. The record is from the annotation of a GenBank genome assembly. NCBI's taxonomy places the organism in Eukaryota, Fungi, Ascomycota, Eurotiomycetes, Eurotiales, Aspergillaceae.